CUCCGACUCUUUCACUUCAGUCUCAGUCUCCGGCCCAAGUGGACACACGCGUUUUCUGAUCCAGCUGCUCGCAAACGAAACUUCAGAUCCAGCAAUGAAGGCCGUUUUGUGUCUGGCAGCUCUGGCUGUUUUCGUCUGCUCGGUGGAGUCCAAGUACAGUCCACCCAAGGUUCAGUUGUACAGCCGUGACCCGGGAGAGAACGGAAAGGACAACACCCUGAUCUGCCACGUGAGCGACUUCCACCCGCCUGACAUCACCAUCCAGCUGAUGAAGGAUGGAGUGGAGCUCCCCAAUGCCAAGCUGACUGACCUGUCCUUCAAACAGAACUGGCAGUUCCAUCUGACCAAGAGCGUGCCGUUCCUGCCCAACGAUGGGCAAAUGUACAGCUGCAAGGUCACUCACGGCUCGAACGUUAAAGACUACGCCUGGGAGUCAAACAUGUAAACGCUCAUCGAAGGCCCAGCUCUGUGUCUCCACUUGUUCAGUGAAGCUUCUCCACCACCACCACCACCACCUGCAGAGGGAACGUCACAUUGGAUGCCGCAGAGGUUGUUUCGGCCCUAAGCUACAGUUGCAUUUAUUCUUCACACACCUUCAAUCUACAGGAUCACGUACUCGUCCCGAGUCUUCUCGCUUUUUCUCUUUUUCCACAGAAACAAACAAAAUCACAUUAAGGGGACUGUUAAUGUUAAAUGGGUCUUUUUUCACAGGAGAAUGAAUUUAAAGUGUGACGCUUCCGACUUAUUUUCCAGCCUUUGAUACUGAAAAUUGUUGUGUAUAUUAUGUUGAUGUGAUGGAAUGUGCUUGUUAAAUCAGUCGACAGGCUAAUAUAUACAUUAAUUUGUCAAUUAAAAUGUUUUUUUCUUUUGAGUCUUCAAAUAUUAACUGGUUAGAUUGGUGAUACAUGGUGCAAGUGCUUUCUGCAAUUUGGCACCAAAGAGAUUUGUUAUAUUCGCCAAUAAAUAAAAGUCUCGUGAAAAUGUA
Scophthalmus maximus (turbot) is the source of this 985-nucleotide messenger RNA. RefSeq names its product beta-2-microglobulin. The record is from RefSeq and is a predicted model, not a curated record. The transcript is spliced from 3 exons. Gene Ontology annotation, molecular function: MHC class II protein complex binding. Gene Ontology annotation, biological process: positive regulation of T cell activation; peptide antigen assembly with MHC class II protein complex; antigen processing and presentation of exogenous peptide antigen via MHC class II. Gene Ontology annotation, cellular component: MHC class II protein complex. NCBI's taxonomy places the organism in Eukaryota, Metazoa, Chordata, Actinopteri, Pleuronectiformes, Scophthalmidae. The coding region runs from base 95 to 445 and encodes 116 amino acids.